Messenger RNA from Aspergillus nidulans FGSC A4, 1449 nucleotides. RefSeq names its product MCT family MFS transporter. Gene Ontology annotation, biological process: transmembrane transport. Gene Ontology annotation, cellular component: membrane. The record is from RefSeq and is a predicted model, not a curated record. Gene Ontology annotation, molecular function: transmembrane transporter activity. Lineage: Eukaryota; Fungi; Ascomycota; Eurotiomycetes; Eurotiales; Aspergillaceae. The transcript is spliced from 4 exons. The coding region runs from base 1 to 1449 and encodes 482 amino acids.
AUGUCUAGCAGUGAUACAGUUGCUGUGGAUAAUCUGUCCAAUGCACCUGGUCCAACCUCGAUGGUCGAGUACGAGAUAUAUGAUGAGAGGGAAAUUCCAACGACGGAUCAACGACAAAACUCGUGCACUGAGGCUAUAGGAACAAGUACUGUGCAAAAUGAUCCGGAAAAGCUUGCAGUGCGGACUCGAUCUUUGGAGGCUUCAGGUCCAGGGACACCUCCGCCUGAUACUCCCCCUGAUGGCGGACUUCGAGCAUGGGGCACUGUCGUCGGUGCACUCUGCGGCAUGUUUGUGAGUUUCGGCUGGAUCAGCUGCAUCGGUGUUUUCAUCGAUUACUACAAAACCCACUUGCUCCAAGACGUGAGCACAAGCGCCAUAACAUGGAUAACCUCACUAGAGUAUUUCAUGAUGUUCUUUGGGGGCCCUUUCGUCGGCGUCCUCUUCGAUAACUUUGGUCCCCAUUUGAUCCUCCUAACAGGCUCAUUCCUACACAUCUUUGGCCUAAUGAUGAUCUCCAUCUCCUCGAAAUAUUACCAAAUCCUGCUUGCCCAAGGAAUCUGCAGUCCCAUCGGCACGAGCGCUCUCUUUCAUAUCAGCAUCAACUGCGUUAACACCUGGUUCCGGCGCCGCCGCGCCCUUGCUCUCGGAAUCACAGCCAGCGGCUCGGGCUUCGGGGGCAUCAUCUUCCCCAUCAUGCUGACGCGGAUCACACAGCAGCUGGACUUUGGCUGGGCGAUUCGUGUCUGUGCAUUCACUAGCCUAUUUCUACUAAUUAUCUCCAAUCUCACUAUCUUUUCGAGACUGAAGCAUCAGAGACGCAAGCCAUUAUGUCACCCAAAGGAUUUUUUCCGACCACUUAAGGAAAUCCCGUUUGUUUUGACGAGUGCCGGCACGUUCUUCUUGUACUGGGGUCUUUUUCUUCCAUUUGCGUUCAUACCCACCCAGGCGCAGCGGUACGGCAUGUCGCCUUACCUAGCUUCGUACUUGCUUGCCGUUCUCAACGCAGGAAGCAUUCCGGGUCGCAUCCUUCCCCCCUAUAUCGCCGACUACUUGGGACGGUUUAACCUCAUGAUUCUCACAACAAUGAUAUGCAUAAUCCUCGUGCUCGCCCUCUGGCUUCCGUCGCGCACAGACGGAACAGCAAUAGCAUUUGCCGUAUUAUACGGCUUCACCGGCGGGUCAGCAGUAUCGCUCGCACCGGCACUAGUGGCCCAAAUUUCUGAUAUCCGGCAGAUCGGCGUGCGCAGCGGGACGUAUUUCGCCAUUGCGGCGUUUGCGGCACUCACGGGGACACCGAUUGCGGGGGCGCUUCUACCGGAUCCCCUUGGUGGGAGCUACUUGGGUGUUGAGUUGUUUUGUGCGGGGAGUAUGUGUGCAGCGGUUAUAUUUUAUGCGGUUGCGAGGGGGUUGGUGCCAGGGGGUGGGUGGGGAGUUAGAGUUAGGGUUUAG